AUGGCUUCAACAAAUGCAGAGUGUUUGACAGUUCGUCAGCAAAUACCUCCACAGCAACAGUUGUGUCCAAAUUCAAUGGCUCCUCCUUCUUCUUAUGCCGAACGCUUCUCUCGAAGUGCAUCUUCAUCACCAAGAAGGGGCGGAGCCGGUGCUGGAGCAGGAACUUUCAUCGUUGGACCUGAUGGGCAAUUGAGAAGACGUGAAUCAGUUCUCCAAAUGUUGAAUCGAAUCUGGAAAAGUGAUGAAUGCACGAGGAGACCAUCGGUCCAGAAAUCGAAUGCAUUGGAUGUUCCAACAGAGCCUCUGUCCCGUCAACUAUCCCUAUCAGACACCAAUGUGACACCUCAAAUCAACAGAUGUGCCAAGUUGAAUCUAACUCCAAAACAGAGGAAACUACUCAGACAAAGUUUCAAUGCAAUGAACUCUGGUGGCACUUUUCUGAAACUCAUGGAGAAAAUCUUCAGACGACUUGAGAACAAGUGUCCAGAUAUGAGAUCAAUCUUUCUGACAACUGCUUUCGUAAACUCGUUGAGCCGUGAACGACAGACGCCUCCACUUGUUAAGACGGAGCAUGAUCAUUGUAAAUGUAUGGUUGGAAUAUUCGAAAGACUCAUUGAGAAUUUGGAUAAUAUCAAUGAACAGCUCACUAUGAUUAGACAUUACGGAGAAAAACAUGCUCAGAUGGCUGAAAGCGGGUUCACUGGUGCGAUGAUUGAGCAAUUCGGAGAGAUUUCAGUCUUCAUAAUUGGAUCUCAAGAUGUUGUAAAGUUCAAUCAUGAAACAGUAAAGGCGUGGAGGCUAUUGUUGGCAUGUGUUACUGACGAAAUGAAGGUCGGAUUCGAUCGCAUGACAAGGAUAAAUGGCCGUCGAAACAGCUGUAAUCCUCCGAACUCUACCGUAUCUGGAAACUGA
This is a messenger RNA of Caenorhabditis remanei, 912 nucleotides long. RefSeq lists its product as uncharacterized. NCBI's taxonomy places the organism in Eukaryota, Metazoa, Nematoda, Chromadorea, Rhabditida, Rhabditidae. The record is from RefSeq and is a predicted model, not a curated record. The coding region runs from base 1 to 912 and encodes 303 amino acids. The transcript has 8 exons. Gene Ontology annotation, molecular function: oxygen binding; heme binding.